AUGGGGGAUCUGUUUAUGCUUAGGGUGGCUGUGGGCAUAUGCUGUGCCACCUUCAGUGCCUCUGCCUGGUCAGUGAACAAUUUCCUCAUAACAGGUCCCAAGGCCUACCUGACCUACACUACCAGUGUGGCCCUGGGUGCCCAGAGUGGCGUUGAGGAGUGUAAGUUCCAAUUUGCUUGGGAACGCUGGAACUGCCCUGAAAAUGCUCUUCAGCUGUCUACUCACAACAGGCUGAGAAGUGCCACCCGGGAGACUGCAUUCAUUCAUGCUAUCAGUUCUGCUGGAGUCAUGCACACCAUCACCAAGAACUGCAGCAUGGGCGACUUUGAAAACUGCGGCUGUGAUGAGUCAAAAAAUGGGAAAACAGGAGGCCAUGGCUGGAUCUGGGGAGGCUGCAGCGACAAUGUAGAAUUUGGGGAAAGGAUCUCCAAACUCUUUGUGGACAGCCUGGAGAAGGGAAAGGAUGCCAGAGCUCUGAUGAACCUUCACAACAACAGGGCAGGCAGGCUGGCAGUGAGAGCCACUAUGAAAAGGACCUGCAAAUGCCACGGCAUCUCAGGGAGCUGCAGCAUCCAGACAUGCUGGCUGCAGCUGGCUGACUUCCGGGAGAUGGGGGACUACCUAAAGGCCAAGUAUGACCAGGCACUGAAAAUUGAGAUGGAUAAGCGGCAGCUAAGGGCUGGAAACAGUGCCGAGGGCCGCUGGGCACCCACUGAGGCCUUCGUUCCUAGUGCAGAGGCUGAGCUGAUCUUUUUAGAGGAGUCACCAGAUUACUGUAUCCGCAAUUCCAGCCUGGGCAUCUAUGGCACAGAGGGUCGGGAGUGUCUGCAGAACAGCCACAACACAUCCAGGUGGGAAUGGCACAGCUGCAGGCGCCUGUGCACUGAGUGUGGCCUGCAGGUGGAAGAAAGGAGAAUUGACACCAUCAGCAGCUGUAACUGCAAAUUCCAGUGGUGCUGUACAGUCAAGUGUGACCAGUGUAAGCAUGUGGUGAACAAGUACUAUUGCACACGCUCCCCAGUCAGUACUUGGCCCCUAGGCAAAGUUUGGUUUGGAAUCCAUAUCCAGAAGGACCUUCAAAGUACUGUUCCCUGCAAGUUUCAGACCACAUUCAACACAGCUGUGCUGCUGAGAAUCAGAAGGAAUGGAAGCAAAAAAUUAAAGAGUUCUGUCCAGAUUCCUAAAGGAGCAACCUCCCCAUAUUCUGACUAG
Molecule: messenger RNA, 1212 nt
Organism: Phyllostomus hastatus (greater spear-nosed bat)
Lineage: Eukaryota; Metazoa; Chordata; Mammalia; Chiroptera; Phyllostomidae
Gene: WNT8A
Product: Wnt family member 8A
Exons: 7
Coding region: 1-1212 (403 amino acids)
Biological process (GO): cell fate commitment; multicellular organism development; canonical Wnt signaling pathway
Cellular component (GO): extracellular region
Molecular function (GO): frizzled binding; cytokine activity
Source: RefSeq, a predicted model, not a curated record